CCGCCGACGAGGGGCCACCGCCCGCGCGCGCCCGACCUCCGCUGUUCAGUGGGCAGGAAAAAGGGAAUCGGAGCCAUGCCCGAGCUUCACCCAGGCACCACCAUCGAGAUCUCGGACAACGUCCCGACGAGUGGCUUUCGGAAUGCCAUCCCCAAUUCCAGGAGGUACAUGCGGCACAACGCCGUAUCCCUCCAGGACGUCGCUGAUGCAGCCUACACUGGCGACUACGACUUGCUGGAAGAGAUGUUGUCCACUGGGAACGAGAGGCAGCUGUUCAACGGCGACCUCAACGCCUUCGUAGAAGACAAGAAUCCUCUGCACUACGCUGCCCAGUCAGGGAACACAGAGUGCGUCGAGUUGCUGCUGCGGGCAGGGGCAGACCCCCACGUCAAGGAGUCCAUGCCGUACGGCAAGGACCCGGAGGAGGGCCGCACGGCGCUGCAGUUGGCGCAGGAGUGGGGGUGGGAUGACAUGGUUCCAAUCCUGCAGAAGGCGGAGGACACGACCCCGUACGGGUGGUACAUGCCGGCUGGCAAGGGCAACAACGCCAAGGUCUACGGGUGCUGGGAGUUCGGCAAGAAGCCCCCCAAGGGCUGGCUCAUGAGCCGCCGCGGGGUGGCCGAGCUGUGGGGGCUGGACCCCGCCAAGUACGGCCUGCAGCCUUUCGCUAGCGACGUCGUCGAGCGACCCGAGGCGAGCACGACGUACGUCGAGGUGCCAAAGCCCGUGUUCACGCAGCCGGACACGCAGCUCGCGAGGCCCGCGGCCACACCCGCGCCCUCGUCCGCGCCCACACCCGCGCCCGCGCCCGCGCCCGUGGCCGCGGCGGCCGUGCCGCCGCCCCCCACGGCGGCGGAGGGGACGCUGCCCGUAGGACUGCUCUUCCCGGGGCAGGGCUCGCAGUACGUGAACAUGAUGAGGUCGGUGAAGGACAUCCCCGCCGUGCGCGAGAUGCUGCAGAAGGCCGAGCCCAUUCUCGGGUUCGACGUCCUCGACUUGUGCCUCAACGGGCCCGACGCGAAGCUCGAGGAGACCCGCUACUGCCAGCCGGCAAUGUUCGUCGCCGGCAUGGCUGGGCUCGAGAAGCUGAAGCUGGACCGGCCAGAGGUGGCCGGGGCCUUCCGCGUGGCGGCCGGCCUGUCUCUGGGCGAGUACACCGCGCUGUGCGCGGCCGGCGUCUUCAGCUUCGAGGACGGCCUGCGGCUGGUGAAGCUGCGCGGCGAGGCGAUGCAAGAGGCUGCGACGCUCAGCGCGCAAGGCAUGGUCUCGGUGGCUGGCCUCGACAAGGACAUCAUCACGAAGCUGUGCCAGGAGGCGGCGGCAGCGGAGGGGCCAGGCGGCGUGUGCAUGAUCGCCAACGAGCUCUUCCCGAAGGGCUUCUCGUGCGCCGGCACGAGGAAGGCCAUAGAGAUGCUGCAGGAGAAGGCCGUGGCGGCUGGCGUACUGCAGGCAAAAAUUCUCAAGACCUCGGGCGGCUUCCACACGUCGCUGAUGCAGCCGGCGAAGGAGAAGCUCGGGAAGGCCCUGGACGAGCUGCUCCCGAGCAUGAAGCCGCCGGCCCACUGCGUGUGGAUGAACACCACGGCGCAGCCACUCCAGCCUGGCACGGACCCGAAGGAGGUCGUGGAGCUGCUGAAGAGGCAGCUGACGACCCCCGUGCUCUGGGAGACGUCGGUGCGCAACAUGAUCAAGUCCGGCAUCACGGAGUUUUACGAGGUGGGCCCGCAGAAACAGAUCAAGGCCAUGAUGAAGCGCAUAGACCCUACUGUGUGGAACGGCACCACGUCUCUGGAGAUCUGA
This is a messenger RNA of Prorocentrum cordatum, 1800 nucleotides long. NCBI's taxonomy places the organism in Eukaryota, Dinophyceae, Prorocentrales, Prorocentraceae. The record is from the annotation of a GenBank genome assembly.